Thlaspi arvense is the source of this 555-nucleotide messenger RNA. The record is from the annotation of a GenBank genome assembly. Lineage: Eukaryota; Viridiplantae; Streptophyta; Magnoliopsida; Brassicales; Brassicaceae.
AUGGCGGCUUCUUCGCUCACACUCUUCUGUCUCUUCCUCUCUCUAUCCUCCUCUCCAUCUUCUUCCCUUAAUAUUCUCCGCCGUACAAUCUCGUCACAAUCCAACGGCCUCGAUCUCCUCUCCUUCUCGUACACCACUUUGUCUUCUCUAGAUCUCGACCGUCCAUCUCUCGCCGCCGACGACAUCCACGAUCUUCUCCCACUCUACGGAUUCCCGAAAGGUCUUCUCCCCGAUAACGUCAAAUCUUACACCGUCUCCGACGACGGAGCUUUCACAGUCGACCUAAUUUCAAGCUGCUACGUCAAUUUCCCCGGUCAACUCGUUUUCUACGACAAGAAAAUCUCCGGAAAACUCAGUUACGGAUCUGCCAAAGACGUCCAAGGAAUCAAAGCUAAAGAAUUUUUCAUUUGGGCACCAAUCACCGCCAUGGACUCGGAUCCAGCCUCCGGAACGAUUGUCUUCUCCGUCGGAUUCGUGUCCAAGACUUUACCGGCUUCGAUGUUCGACAAUGUUCCGUCUUGCUCCAGAAAGCCAAGUCUUCUUGAAUCUGCCUGA